Oncorhynchus keta (chum salmon) is the source of this 1381-nucleotide messenger RNA. RefSeq names its product INO80 complex subunit E (gene ino80e). NCBI's taxonomy places the organism in Eukaryota, Metazoa, Chordata, Actinopteri, Salmoniformes, Salmonidae. Gene Ontology annotation, cellular component: Ino80 complex; nucleus. The record is from RefSeq and is a predicted model, not a curated record. Gene Ontology annotation, biological process: chromatin remodeling. The transcript has 8 exons. The coding region runs from base 203 to 901 and encodes 232 amino acids.
ACACACACACACACGGAAGCAGACUCAAGAAUGUAAUGUAGGCAGACCGUGAAUUGCCUCACAUGCCAGUACAGUAGGUGGCGGUAUACGCGAACUGACAACCAAAUCCUAAAGAAAAAGAACAGACGUAAACAAAGAGCACAUCGCACAUAUUCAUUCAAACGAGAGCAGGUCCACUGACGGUUCAACCACAGCGUCAGAAAUGAACGGUCAAGCCGAUAUGGAGGUGGACUACAAGCAGAAAUACAAAAAUCUCAAACGCAAAUUGAAAUUCCUGGUUUAUGAGCAGGAGUGUUUUCAGGAAGAGCUCAGAAGAUCCCAGAGGAAGCUGCUCAAAGUGUCCCGAGAUAAAAGUUUUCUGUUGGACCGAUUGUUACAAUACGAGAGGGUGGACGAGGACUCCUCAGAUUCUGAUGCCACAGCCUCUUCUGAGAACAGUGAAGGAGAGGGCACCAGGGAGAGAGACGGAGGAAAGAAGAGAAGGAGUAGCCCUGGCGUAGGCCUUCCCUCGUCCUCAUCCUCCCAUCUCUCUCUCCUCUCUCGUUCUGGGGUGAACCCUCUCCAGUCGUCGGGCAGUACCCCCUACCUCAACACAUUGCCCUUCCCACCAGAGUAUUUGGCUCCACCAGCUGAGAGAAUGAAGAAAGAGAGAAAGACAAAGGCGCCCAAACACAAGAAAGAGACAUCGGGGAAGGUGGUGGCCCCUCUAGCAGCCAACUACCCAGCGGGCCCGACUGCCCCUCCCACAUCCAGCGCCUCGUUCAACUGGGUGCCCAGGCAGAUGCUGAGUGGAGAUGCCGCGGAGGAGGAGGGAGAGAGCGACGGAGACUCAGACAGAGGAGACGAUGACAGGGGGGAAGGAGAAGAGGCUGACCUUGUCAUCGAUAUCCCCAACGAGUGAACUGUGUGUGUGUGUGUGUGUGUGUGUGUGUGUGUGUGUGUGUGUGUGUGUGUGUGUGUGUGUGUGUGUGUGUGUGUGUGUGUGUGUGUGUGUGUGUGUGUGUGUGUGUGUGUGUGUGUGUGUGUAAAGGAUUGUUAGUGUGUAAAAGCACAAUGUGAGUGUGUGUGGAUUCAACCCCUCCCACUGUCAAAUGCUUAGCCAAGCUCCCCCCAUUGGACCUUCAGGUUACUGCAACAAUAUCUUUCUCUAAACAACGUGACCUGUCAUAAUAACGUCACUAAUUGACUCCUUUAAUGUCAUUUUACUGCCUUUUACUGUAAUACAAGUUAUGGAAGAACUGGUAUUGACGGCAUGGACAGCUACAGGACUGCAUACAUGUAGCACCUACCUUUUUAUGGGAAACUGUCAAAUAAUACAUUUUCUGUUGGAGAUAAUGGAGACGUUAUGUUUUCUAAAUUGCAUUAAAGUGGUAACAUUUCA